This is a messenger RNA of Ailuropoda melanoleuca (giant panda), 3338 nucleotides long. RefSeq names its product C-C chemokine receptor type 3. Gene Ontology annotation, cellular component: cytoplasm; external side of plasma membrane; membrane. Bases 283 to 1362 code for a protein of 359 amino acids. Lineage: Eukaryota; Metazoa; Chordata; Mammalia; Carnivora; Ursidae. Gene Ontology annotation, biological process: cell chemotaxis; immune response; positive regulation of cytosolic calcium ion concentration. The transcript has 3 exons. The record is from RefSeq and is a predicted model, not a curated record. Gene Ontology annotation, molecular function: C-C chemokine receptor activity; C-C chemokine binding.
GGCUUUAGAAUGUCAUGUCCAUGGUAGAAAAGAAGAACCGUACCAAACUCGAUAUCUUCUGAACACUUGCAAAACCUGAGCAGCUAGUCUGUUUGAAAGAGGAAGCCGUAUUGUUUGCUACCUUACUUAUGUCUCUGAUCAGAUGGUAUCUUCAUUUCACGAGUGGUGAGAACUUAGCUGUCACUGGAUGCAUAACGGACUUUUCUAAAGUAGCAGUGUCUUCUCGCCUGGGUGGAGGGACACCUCUGGCUCCUUCAACUCAUCUUUAUCGGGGACAAAAUAAUGGAGGCCUUCACGGCAGGGAUGAAGACCAUGGACGAGUCUACGGAGACCACGGUGUUCGACUACGAGGACUCACUGCCGUGUGAGAAAGUCAACAUCAAGCAGCUGGGAUCCCAGUUCUUGCCCCCGCUGUACUCCCUGGUGUUCGUGGUCGGGCUGCUGGGCAAUGCCGUGGUAGUUCUGAUACUCACGAAAUACAAGAAGCUCCAGAUUAUGACCAACAUCUUCCUGCUCAACUUGGCUAUUUCGGACUUGCUCUUUCUAUUCACCCUGGUGUUCUGGGUUCACUACACUGGGUGGAAUGAGUGGGUUUUUGGCCCUUUCAUGUGUAAGCUCCUCUCCGGGCUUUAUUAUGUGGGCUUGUACAGCGAGAUCUUUUUCAUCAUCCUGCUGACUGUAGACAGGUACCUGGCCAUCGUCCACGCCGUGUUUGCCCUUCGAGCCCGGACUGUCACUUUUGGUGUCAUCACGAGUGUCCUCACCUGGGGCCUGGCAGGGCUAGCAGCCCUCCCUGAGUUUAUCUUCCAUAAGUCCCAAGACGAGGGCCAACAUUUUGUCUGCUUGCCUCUUUACCCAAAAGACCAAGAAGACAAAUGGAAGCGUUUCCAUGCUCUGAGAAUGAAUAUCCUGGGUCUCGCUCUGCCUCUGCUUAUCAUGGUUGUCUGCUACUCUGGAAUUAUUAAAACGCUGCUGAGAUGCCCCAGUAAGAAAAAGUACAAGGCCAUCCGGCUCAUUUUUGUCAUCAUGGUGGUCUUUUUCAUUUUCUGGACACCCUACAACCUGGUCCUCCUUCUCUCUGCUUUUCAAACGAUCUUCUUUGAGGCCAGUUGUGAGCAGAGCAAACAGCUGGACGUGGCCAUGCAGGUGACAGAGGUGAUCGCCUACACGCACUGCUGCGUCAACCCCGUCAUCUACGCCUUCGUCGGGGAGAGGUUCCGGAAUCAUCUCUGCCACUUUUUCCGCAGGCACGUGGCCACCUACCUGAGCAAAUACAUCCCCUUCCUUCCCAGCGAGAAGUCAGACAGAGCCAGCUCUCCAUCCCCAUCAACAGGGGAGCAGGAAUUGUCAUUUGUAUUUUAAGACCUAUGUGCUGGACCCAUGAAGCAAACAUGUUACGUCAAUCACAUCGACCUCGACACCAGCCCUUUCAACUUCCAGCUGCAUGCUGAAACUCUUAAAGACAUUAAGAUAUAUACACAACAGUGUCAGUAUAGUGCGUGGCCCAGGCAUUACCAGGGGUCACUGGCUAGUCAGUUCACUUACUGUCGACCUGGAAACGCAGAGCUUUGCUGGUUCUCUGAAGAGUUACAUACAUUGUGAUGCCCCGAAUGUUAGAUAGUUACUACAUGCAGCUACUAACAGGUAAAUCCUUUUACAUUUAAACCUUAACUUCAGCCAGCUAUUGCAUAAAUGAAACAUAUUUCACAAAAUACAAUAUAUCAAUCACAAUCCUUUUACCAUGCCUAGCUCUGUCCUUGCUUGAUGAAAGGCUUUUUUCUCUCUCUCUCUUUUUUUUUUUUUUAGCUUAUGUAUAUAUACUCUCAAGCAACAUAAUGGCAUGUCCCUCUUGUUCCUAUUAUUUUUUUUUUUUUUUUUUUUGAGGAUUUUAUUUUUAAGUCAUCCAACGUGGGGCUUGGACUCACAACCAACGUGGGGCUUGGACUCACAACCUGGAGAUCAAGAGUUGCAUGCUUUGCGGACUGAGCCAGCCAGGUGCUCCCCAAGUAUGCUGAUUAGUGAAUGGAUUUCCUGUUUACACCAAAUGAUCAGAUUUCGUAUAAGCAACUCAGUAGAAGAAGAAGAAUUCGGUGUUCUCAGUAGAGAGAAGAACGACCUUGCUUGCAGAAACUUGUUGGAGCCCUGAAAUGUGCACUCACCUUGCUCUUAAGCACCUGACUCACCAUUCAUCCAACAGCUGUGUUUUAGGUGAUACAGACAGGAUGCACAACAUUGCUUUAGGUUACGUGACCGAUGCAAAAAGUGACCGAUGCAAAAAGUGCGUAAGAGAAACACAAUCCCUGCCCUGUAAAACCUUUCAUCUGGUAGGAGGUGUUUGUUUCUCCAGAACAAAGAGAAGCCCACUCAAUGCUCUGCCUGGGCCAGGAAGGGAGAGACCAUUCCCAGCUGUAAUCUGAGGGAGGAAGCCUUUAAGGAAGAAGUGGCUUUUGAGCAGGUCUUUUAAAAAGGGCAGGAUUUGGAAAGGGCGGGGAUUGGGGGAGGCACCGGAAGCCAGUGGAAUGCCCAAUACAGAGGUGAGGGGAGAGGGCGUGCACAUGUGCGGACAGGAGGGUGGGGUGGGCAGUUUGGGAUGGGCCAUGGAUUUCAGGCAAAGCAUGGAGGGCUUCGUUGGGCAGGCAAAGGGAGCUACUGAAGGGUUUAGAGCAGGGGAGAAGAAUAAUCACCAUGGUGCAUUAGGAAGAUAAAUCCGGUAACACAGGAUAGAGUAGAGACCCCAGAACCAUGCAGGGAGUUGGUUAGAAGAGAAGGACGUGUGUGAGGCAAGGAGAGGUCAGUGGCUAAUAAGAGAGGUGCCAGAAGAAUCUAGAGAAGAAUUUGGCCAAGAGACAGCGGUGCAGGAAGGGUCAAAGCCCCGGGAGUGAUAUAGAAUUGACUGGGGGAAAAAAAGCAAAGACAAAACAGAAUGUAUCCUAUGUUAUUUAUAAAUAAAUAAAUAAAUAAAUAAAUAAAUAAAUAAAUAAAAAACAGAUUAUUCACUGUGCUUGGGUACACUGCCCAUCCCUUAAAGGAUAGGAAAGAAAACAGUAGCUUUUGGUUAUCUUUAGGGAGAGAUGAGGGUGGAGAAUAGGAGAGGUGUGACUUUUCUCUGAAUACCCUUGUGCUUUUUGGUUUUUGAACUGUGGGACCGUUACCAAUUGAAAACAUAAACAAAACUUCAGAAUUACAUAUUAAAAAAAAAAAAAAGCAAGGCUGCUCUUCUGAUGUGGUAUCCAUUCUACCAGCUCUAAGGGCAUUGGAAACUCUGCAGUACCUUUUGUCUUUUUUUGUGGUUCAACCAGAAUGUAAAUAAAGCAAUCAUCUGAAGGCUUAACUAUCCA